Messenger RNA from Frieseomelitta varia, 5480 nucleotides. RefSeq names its product 5-hydroxytryptamine receptor 2A-like (gene 5-HT1). Gene Ontology annotation, cellular component: membrane. Lineage: Eukaryota; Metazoa; Arthropoda; Insecta; Hymenoptera; Apidae. The coding region runs from base 1181 to 2383 and encodes 400 amino acids. The transcript is spliced from 10 exons. Gene Ontology annotation, molecular function: G protein-coupled receptor activity. The record is from RefSeq and is a predicted model, not a curated record. Gene Ontology annotation, biological process: adenylate cyclase-activating adrenergic receptor signaling pathway.
CCGUCGCCGUCGCCGCCGCUUUCAACGGAUAUCGAUAGCCCGUGUUUACACAACGACACCUCGACACCACCGAACGUCUCGCUCUCGGCUUUCUCACCGGGACUUCGACCACGAUUUUUCCGUCGUCGGUGCACGCACGCCGCAUCACCGACACCCUGGGAUCCGUGGCAAGUCAACGCGUAUCGUCACGAAGUUGCGUGAGUACAUUUUGUAACAAGUCAAAGCUGUAUCGUCCAAGGACGAUCAAAACGGGAGUGUUAAUCACCGAGCUCGAUCUAGCCAAGGAAUGUUCAUGUCUCUGGAAUACUCGAAGUUGAACUCUCUGCCGCGCUCGCCAGAUCCCAGAUCGUCGUGAACGUCGAACGAAAAACGAGGCCGCUGCUAAAACGUGCCCCGACACCAGAUUAUCGGCCACGUCGUGAUUGGGUAUUCGUUCGAAAUAAAUGGCCGCUAAUGGUAUUUCUGGUAGGUGUCUCGGCCGAUAAUGCGCGCUCCAUGGCCCGGCUAGCGUUAAAUCCACGAAAACAGCGCGCCGCUAGCCGAAACACCAUCGCGCCAUUGUCUCGCUAACGAUCCAACGUUUUAAUCGUUUCUCACGUCAAAAUUUCGUCGCCGUUGGAUCACAACAAAACAUCCUCUCAGAGAGAGAGAGAGAGAGAGAGAGAGAGAGAGAGAAGAAUCAACAGCAUCACGCACGCAGACGAUACAGCAGCGAUGAUGCACGUCGUCAUCGUCGUCCGCUGAGAUUGCACCAGCACCCGAGCAUUUCAGAUCGAAUUAUCUGACUGGAUUAAUGCUACAAUAGUGUCUUGCUGCGAUUCUAAGGAUGGUGAGCUGGUAGCAACAGACCAAGGCGUGUUUCCUCGACCUAAUCGCCAAUUCGAGGGGGAAAAAGCGGCAGAAGACUCGAAGAACAGGGGCGUCCGUCCGCGAAAUAUGGAGAACGUCGAGAACGCGGUACGGCGAGCGAGAACAUCACCGGACGAUAGUUGCGUCAAGGUUUCAACGAACAGACAUUAACUCGGUGACGGUGCAGCCAACGACACGCCUCGCGGCAGAGGAGGAUUGAUAUCUCGCGGAUCUAACCGUGACAGCGGACCAUGGUACAUUAUUUAAGGAGAUGAUAACCAACCGACACUGAAGAGUCUGCCACGGGCUGAGAUAAUAUAUCUGGUGCGUCAUGGAGGACAACGUGAACCAGGCUGCAAACUUGUCCACCGACGGGUUGGCGUUCACGGAUGCCUCGAUCAUCCUCAGGGCUCUGGUACUCGGUCUGCUGAUACUCGUCACCGUUGUUGGGAACCUGUUCGUGAUUGCGGCGAUCUUGCUCGAGAAGAAUCUACAGUCGGUGGCGAAUUAUCUGAUCGUCAGUUUGGCCGUCGCUGAUCUCAUGGUCGCCUGUCUGGUCAUGCCUCUCGGUGCAGUUUACGAGAUAAACUCCGGAUGGUCGUUGGGGCCUGAGCUUUGCGACAUGUGGACCAGCAGCGACGUUCUCUGCUGCACUGCCUCGAUAUUGCAUCUGGUGGCUAUCGCGGUCGACAGAUAUUGGGCAGUCACCGAUCUCAAUUAUAUACAGGCGAGGAAUCCACGGCGGAUCGGUAUGUUGAUCGUCGCCGUCUGGGUGGUGUCCUUAGGAAUCUCGUUGGCGCCUCAACUUGGCUGGAAGGAUCCUCAUUACUUGGAACGUAUAGCGGACGGGACGUGUCUCGUAUCACAGGAUCCUGCAUACCAGAUUUUCGCCACUUGCACCACGUUCUAUCUACCCCUGCUGGUUAUUCUAUUCCUGUACUGGAGGAUAUUUCAGGCGGCACGAAAGCGAAUCAGAAAGAGACCGGGAACUAUCGUGCAACCACCCCGUGAAAGAAGAGGCAUCCUUACACUCGUCACAAGAAGACCGAGGGAGGAGUCGACGGCGUUCACCAUAACGAGAUCCACGCCGGACCAUUCGUCAAUCUCGCCGGAGAAGUCGUCGUCGUACAACGGCGCGAACGCCACCCAGUCGACCACCGUGACACCGUCGGCGGUAUCGACGACCACGACAACCACAACCACCACCGUGACGAACCCUUCUUGCAGCCACUCGACCACGUCGUCGAGCAAGAGGACACGCGAAACGAUCGAGUCGAAACGCGAGAGGAAAGCGGCGAAAACGCUGGCGAUAAUCACCGGGGCGUUCGUUGCCUGUUGGUUGCCUUUCUUCUUGGUCGCGUUGCUACGUGCCACGUGCGAGGCCUGCGAGCCACCGGAGUUGAUGGCAAGCGUCUUCCUGUGGCUGGGCUACUUCAACAGCACCCUGAACCCUGUGAUAUACACGGUAUUUUCACCAGAGUUCAGGCAAGCCUUCAAGAGGAUGCUCUGCGGUGGUUCCAGGAUAAUUCGCUGACAGUGGAUAUAAAUUCGAUUCGAAAAGAGAGAGAAAACAAAAAGAAAAAAAAAAGAAAGAAAGGGAAAAAAGAAAGAGUAAAACGCGACAAGAGUGAUCGUCGAUGGGCGUGAGUGCGUCGAAAGGGAUGCGGAUGGAUGAACGACGAAAACGAUCUCGUGUACAUAAGACAUUGUUAAUUAUUAAUUCCUUACUCUCCUUUCGAAUAGCGUUCGAAACACCUUAUCCACGUAUCUUAGGCAAACCUUAGAGAAUCCGUGAAGCUUCUCCCUCCCUUGAAAUUUCCCUUCCGGAACGAUCGAACCGGUUUUCACUAUCGUAUGGAUACUGGUCGCGUUUAACACUCUCGCUGCUACAUUGCUACGAGGAUAAUUAACGAUUUGAUCGUCAAUGGGAUAAAUUCUAAGCAAUUCUGCUGACGCGAUUCUCUGCAUGUCGCGGAAGGGAUUGGUCUUGUUCGUAGCAGCGGGCGUGUUGAAGAUCCGCACGUGGUCAGUUUCCGAAAAUGUUUCUCGCGCACCGAGAGACAACUAUUUCUUAAAUAUAACGCCGCGUUACGCUCUUUAUUCUAACGGCGAGAAAGAGAAAACGAAAAGAGAAAGGAAAACGAAGGACACUUUUAUCUACUAACGUUUAGUUAACGACUGAAGGGAAGAAGAGGCGACGAGCGCCAAAAAAUAGUUUCGAGCGGAACGAAGCGAAUCAGAACGGGAAUAACGAGGAUGAAAUCUCGGGGUGAUGGAUUAUCCGGUGACCCAAUUGAGAUAGUCGCUCCACGACAGUCACUGUCGAUUGUUUUAAGAUUUCAAUUGAAGCAACGUCCUCUGACAACGAGUGGAAUUGUCUGCAAAAAGUCUUCUCUGCCUCGUUGUUAACGCGUUAACGGGCAGGGGACAAAGAAGUAAGAAAAUUUCGCUCGAUUCGCUGUACCUUAAACGGAUUACUCGUGAUUCAAUUAGACGACGCACAAUCCAACGAUCUCUCGCGCUAUCACACGCAACGUUGGAGCUGUUUUCACAUUGUGCGUCCAUCGAGACACACGUCGCCAAGGGAAGUUAAUUAGAAUCGAUGAGUUUGCUCGAAUACUGAUUGCUCGAACCGUUCGAAACAUUGGCGCCUACGCAUGUAUAAACGUUCUCAUUCUUUUCGUUGCUGCUCAUGAAAUCGUUCUCUGCGACCGUCUCAUAUAAAGAGGGAAAAUAAAAUAGGGUUAGAUAAAAAAAAAAAGAAAGAAAAAAAUAAAGAAUAAAAAGAAAUGAAAAAUAUUAAAAAAAAAAAAAAAAUGAAGAAGAAGAAAUGGUACCGUAGUUCCCACCGAUGUUCCAUCGAGUUCUCAUGGGUGAAUCAUAAAUCACGCGUCAUCGAUGAUGUCAUCGUUAACGUCGUUCUAUUGUAAAUACUAUGGCAUUUCUAUGAUAAGCUAUUCUUCCUCUCACUCUCUGAAGUACCGAAUGUGAAUCGGCGACGAAGAAGAGCGGCCAGGUGAUUGCAGCUUGCGCCAGUUAGUUCGCAUCGUUGUUCUCUCGAGGAAUGUCGCGUUCGUUUGCUCACAACCUCGAUUUUUGGCGCGAGACACGUCGGAAGAAAUCAUCUUCCACGCCCCUCUAAUGUUCCACGAUCGUGCGUACAAAUCAAAACUACGUUCCCUUCAGAAAGCAUUUAAGUAUUAUAUACACGUAUAUUUUGUUUUCACGUAUAGAUUUCGUGAGUUUAGUGUGCAAUUUUUUCCUACGAUUGUUAUUCUAUUCUUUCUUUCUUGGAUUUUUGAAGAGUAAUUUUAGAAAUUAUGUUCACUCUGGUCUGUCAUUCUGGAUAGAAUGUCUGUAGUUUCAGCUUUCUUUUUUUUAUUACAUACAUCUUGUUAAAAAUACUUUAAGCGAUCCUGUUUUUUUGUUAGACUUGUCGCGCUUUUAAUCCUUUACCUUCUUCCCGGAUCUUUUCGUUAAUAUUUCUCUAAUUAAUUCUUUUGCACUUUUGCCGCAAUCAUUUUAAUCAAUUCUACCAUUUCUCAUUCUUUCCAGAUCGCUUAGCAUUUUCCUUUCGAUUCUAGGAGCAAAAGUAUUCCAUCACCUUCUAGAUACAUAGGUUGUUUUUCUAUCAACUUGCCCUAAACGAAUCUCUCCUCUCUAGACACACGUUUAAAAAACAACAAGCAGCGACGUGUUCGUAAAUCGUUGAAAGAUUGUAUCAACGAUCGUCCAAAAACAUCUUAACUAUGUACGAAGCUUCUUUCUUUCUUUUUUGGAUUUUUCGAGAGUAAUUUUAGAAAUUAUGUUCACUCUGGUCUGUCAUUCUGGAUAGAAUGUCUGUAGUUUCAGCUUUCUUUUUUUUAUUACAUACAUUUUCUUAAAAUACUUUAAGCGAUCCUGUUUUUUGUUAGACUCUUCGCGCUUUUAAUCUUUUACCUUCUUCCCGGAUCUUUUCGUUAAUAUUUCUCUAAUUAAUUCUUUUGCACUUUUGCCGCAAUCAUUUUAAUCAAUUCUACCAUUUCUCAUUCUUUCCAGAUCGCUUAGCAAUUUCCUUUCGAUUCUAGGAGCAAAAAUAUUCCAUCACCUUCUAGAUACAUAGGUUGUUUUUCUAUCGACUUGCCCUAAACGAGUCUGUCCUCUCUAGACACACGUUUAAAAAAACGACAAGCAGCGACGUGUUCGUAAAUCGUCGAAAGAUUGUAUCAACGAUCGUCCAAUAACGCCUUAACUAUGUACGAAGCGCAUACGCUAGCGAGUUAUCGUUCGUUGUGUCAGCGUUCGAGUGUGUGAACUUCGAACGAUGCGACGAUCGAAGUCAAAUACCGAUAAACGAAGGAAGGGAAAAGCGUAUAACUAAAAAAGCGACCGAUAGCACGUUCGUGCUAUUUGUCCGACGAUUUCAUUAGCUUAAGAUUGCGCUCGAUUUCCGACGAUGCAAUAUUAAAAUAAACGAAUUCGACGACAAGUUUCGUGGUGUUCGAUUGUGCGGUGUGAGAGAAAACACACACGAAGAGAGAAGACACACACACACAUACAUACAUAUACACGCACAAACGCACGCGUACGUAUUGAAAAAGACAGGCGAGAAGACACGACGAGGCGAGAAAUGAAAAAAAAAAGAAAAAGAA